This is a messenger RNA of Ilyonectria robusta, 475 nucleotides long. RefSeq lists its product as uncharacterized. Lineage: Eukaryota; Fungi; Ascomycota; Sordariomycetes; Hypocreales; Nectriaceae. The transcript has a single exon. The record is from RefSeq and is a predicted model, not a curated record. The coding region runs from base 48 to 401 and encodes 117 amino acids.
CUAACUCUUAAGAUGGCAAUAUAAAUUAUACCCAUUGCAGAUUAGCGAUGCGUAGCCCAGUACUCCGUACAAUGCUUUGGAUCAGGACUUUGUGCAUCCCACUGUACCCGCCGAGUGGUGGCGUCGACGCUAGAGAUGACAUUUUAUCCUUGGAAGAAGUUCUUUACGAGCGGAAACGGUUGAGCUUCAAAGAGCACAUGUGUGUGGGUGCAGGAGGGUGUGCAACGGGUGAGCUAAGAAGAAAGGAAGCCAAGUCGAAACAGCCGAGGCUUGUGUCGAAAAAAGUCAACUCAACGGCUGAUUUGUUGACUUCCCAGUGUGCAGCAUAUGUAUGUACUAUGUCGAAGGAAACAAUCAUGAACAGCAGGACGCCAAAGAGGUCAACAGCACGGCAUUCGUAGCACGGCACGGAGCAGGGGAGUUUGAACUCUCCCAUCCCAUCCCAGAGACAGACAUGUGGAGGAGCUCGCUUGGC